GUGCGCCAUUCUCCACAAGGCAAAACCUUGAGUGAACCCUAAAAAUGGGGGUUCACAAGCAAAACCUCCUCUUAAAUCUCUCCAUCAUACUUCUCCUCUUCGCCGCUUUUGCCGCUUCUUGCUUCGCAAAUAAUGAUGAAUAUGCCCUGGGCAAUGGCGAAAGGAAACCACCAAAACGACCACCUCCACCAAAACGACCACCUCCGAGACAGCCACCAAGACCACCUCCUAGACCGCCUCCAAGACCGCCUCCACCCAGACCGCCGCCUCCUAGACCGCCUCCGCCCAGACCGCCGCCUCCUCCGCCAAGACCUCCACCACCUAGACCGCCGCCUCCUCCUCCGCCAAGACCUCCUCCACCAAGACCUCCACCACCUAGACCGCCUCCUCCGCCGCCAAGACCUCCACCACCUAGACCGCCGCCUCCUCCUCCGCUGAUACCGUCGCCUCCGCCGCCGCCGAUGCCGAAUCCCCCGCAGCCGACUUGUCCCGUCAAUAUUAUCGACUUUUUAGGGUGUGCUCGGGCCCUGUAUGACGUGAUUGGUGGAGGACCGAUCGAAGCGGUGAAAGAAACUUGCUGCCCUGUCGUGGAAGAUCUUUCCGAUUUCGACGCAACGAAUUGUCUCUGCAAAUCCAUUAAAAGCGUAUUUCCUGCCGUUUUUCAACCGGGCGUCUUCAUCGUUGGCCUCGAGGCUCUUGCUCAGUGUGGCAAGAUACCACCUAUCGGGUACCAGUGUACUUGAAACUCAAAGACUCUGCUUGCAUCAGAGGGUUCGUGUCAGUUUUAUGUGUGUUUGGUAAUAAGGAAGUUCAUGGGUCGUUUGGUCCGGAGUUCCAGUUUGUACUGUAGUAAGUGUUGUCUACCUUGUCUUUUGUCGUGUUCGAGCCCAUGUUUGUUAUAAAUAAUUAUGCGUUGGCUUAGGGUUAGGAGAUUGAUUUGUGAUACAAUAUCGUUGAUCUCUUCAUCUUUUUGUCCGACUCUGUAUGUGUUUGUAUCCAUGUAUGUGGUGCAAUAAAAUGGCCACUAUCGUAAUGUGUAAAAAAUGUCCAAUACCAAGGUGAAUAAUGUA
Messenger RNA from Tarenaya hassleriana, 1070 nucleotides. Its product is annotated as formin-like protein 5. NCBI's taxonomy places the organism in Eukaryota, Viridiplantae, Streptophyta, Magnoliopsida, Brassicales, Cleomaceae. The transcript has a single exon. Bases 45 to 743 code for a protein of 232 amino acids. The record is from RefSeq and is a predicted model, not a curated record.